AAGAAACGCGUUUCGUCCGCGACAAACGAGCAUUUACGACAACGACGGCCCGGUACACACAAGUAAAAGAAAAAUGGUGGUGUGCGUAGCUGUGCACAGGUAGAAGGAACAGCGGCAACAGAGGCAGAGGUGCGGCGUGACCGUUUCUCGCUGCGACACUACACGAGACUGCAGUGAGUUGGUCGCUGCCGUGCGUCGCUCUUCACUGCUUUUCGAUCGAUACGAACGAUCGAUUGCUCUGGGCCAGCCGUAGAUCGUAGAAAAUCGAUGUAGACUCGCAACCUGUUACGCUACCGGCACGAUCUUGGAUAUAUCGGCUUCAACACGCACCAUUCUUGUGGCAGUAUUAGCCUUGACGGGCGCCAGCUAACCUGGACAUAUACUUAACUUGUACAGCUAGCGCGCAUUCACACGUGGAUCGUGAGUGCGCGGCAUCGGUACGUGAAUUCGAAUCGAGGAAAGUAUCCUUAACGGUCGGAUGAUAGGAGAAAAGUGGCGUCGAUAUGUGACCUGUGAUCGUGUGUCAACAGUGUGCUGGCCAGCGGAGCACCAUGUCGACGAUGGACGUGUUUCGCAUCGCGCAACAGGGACCGCCGACUACUGAAGAGGAACAAGGAAGACUGAAGGCUGAUCUGCAAUAUCUGCGGAGGAGGGGACUUCUGAAGGCGUCGGGUGAACUAUCGUACCAAGGACGUAAAUGCACCAGAUGCGGUGCACCGUUUGGUAGAUUUUACAACACCGGUGCACCGUGUACGCGGUGCAGGCACAGAGUUUGUAGGCAGUGCCGUAUCGAGGUCAGGAGCCCCACCGAUAACAAAGAAGUCGAAUGGAUCUGUAACGUUUGCUACAAGAUCGCAGAAUUGCACGUUGUCACCGAGAAAUGGACCUUCGAAAAUUCGGUAUGUAAAGGAUCUAUAAAUGGAAAAGCAGCGUCGCCCGUAGAAUUAUUGAAGCAUAGCAUCAGACGAGCUUGGACUAUUAAUGGUCCACCCACACGCUGGUCAGCGGCCAGGAAAUCGGCCGAGUUUCGAGUGUAUCGGAGCUUGCCGUCUCGUCAUCAAGAAUACCGAGAAAUCAUUACCAAGAGCGAAAUCGUAAAAUCGGCCGACAUCGAAACAUCGAAUAAUACGAAGGAACCAGUUAUCGACGAGGCAACCUUACAUACCGAGGACUGUAAUGAUUCUACGAAGGAGGAUCCAUGCAAAGAUGCGAUAACGAAGAGCGAAUCGAUCUCUGUUCACGAGAAAUUCACGCCACGAGUCGAGACGAACGAACGAACGAACCCGAAACGAGGGGAGAAAUCGUCCAAUAAACAGGAAGAGGAAGUGCCAUCGUUGGAUGCCAUAAAAACGAAGAGAAACGAGCGAUCCUCGUUGGCCAAUGGUAAUAAAACGAAAAUCGAAGAGCAGGAGCAGGAGGCCGGUAGCCAGGAGCAGUGCACGCCGAGGAUUUCUUUGAUAAAACCACCUAGGAUAUUGUCCAAGUUUAUUUCACCGGAGAUAAAAUCGGGUACGAUUAAGCAUGGGGAGAGAAAAUCGAAUAUACCGAUAUUUAAGAGAAGUUCCAAGGAGUUUGAGGAUAUUAGAAGCCCCCAAGAAUCACCUAAACGUUCUCUCAUACCUCAAAGAUAUCGAGGAAGUACCGAUGAUCUGCGUCGCAGCCGCGAGGAUAUAAGUUUGCCUAGCUUGAUCCCAAAACUGCUCUCUCCCCGUAUCAAGGAGGACCGAUUGAAGCGUCAGGACAGCAAAGACGAUAUCCGUUGCUCGUCCAAAUCGAUUAGAAAAGAUACGAAAGAGGAAACUCGUGGAUCUAGCGUCCAAUCGAUAGGGAAGGAGGACUCCAAGUACGUUAUACGACUAUUCCGGCGGGACAACAGCCGCGAGGACGUGGGUAGGGAUAGUUUGAAUUCAAAUGCGAAUAGCUUGGCCUUAGCUGCAAAAGGAAAGCAAACUGGUAAAGAAGAGAAGCAGGAGAGGACGGAGGAACAACGCGUGGGCGUCUCGACCACGUCGAAAUCGAAAUCGACGGUGCACGAACAAGGAAAGACGAAGGCAAGAGAAGGUAGCAAGGAGAGCCUGGAUGGGAAGAGGAAUGACGAGGAAGGGCCAUGUGCGAGCCAGCAUGAGAGAGUGAAAGCGGAGGCCAAGGAACAGACGAUGCUCGACGUGGUCGUCAACGACGAGAAGAAGCUGGUGGAAGAGCAAGAGGGCGUGAAGAAAGGAGAUAAGGAGGAGAUACGUGGAUGUACGGAGGCGAGGAGAGAAGGAGAGUCGAUGGUCGAGGAGGCAGAAGUAUUCGAGAACGAUAAGAAUAAGGACUCUAUGAAGGAGACUAGUGAGAGUUUGAUAGAAAAUUCUGAACCUGAUUGCAAUGCGUUUGGGACGUUUGAGAGAAAGGAUAUUGGAAUACAUGGAAGGAGAUCCGACGAUUUUCAAGUGGUACGGAGGAAAUUUUCAAAAGAGGAGUUUUCUAAUCCUGAUGACACGGAUGACACUCCCAAUAAACGCUGUUCCAGUCAUUUAUCUCCGGAAGCGAGUCCACUGAGCACAAGAUCCUCGAGAUACAGCCCAAGGGAGAGCGAGAGCGAGCCAACCCCGGCACUUCCACGGAAAACAGGCGACUCGUGCUCGGCAUCCCAAAGAAUACGGGAUGCGAUCACGAGGACCAGAAGGGAAUCGAAUAGCAGUACUAGAUACGAGAGUAGCGGUAGCGAGAGUGUGAGAUUAAGUGAGACUGGUCUUCAUGGAUACGUAGAACUGGCUAGGAAAGUGAAAUUUUUCGGUGGUAACGGAAGUGGCACGGUUCCAUUAACGAUCGGAAGUGAUGAAGUAGUGCAACGCGAUAGCGCAACAAGUGCAGGUGAAGAUGAUCCUCACGAUGAUAAUCAUGGAAGAACAGGUCCUGUUUCUUCUCAAGGAAGAAGCAUGCUUCGUAGAAGAAGACAAUUUGACGCCCAAGGUUCCAGACGAAGAGGCCGAUCACACGCGAGGACCUGUUGUGCCGAGGAAUUGCAAGGUUUCCAAACGUUGCACGUGAUUGGCCGGGACGGAAGGCAGCACAGUCCUACCGGAAGUCAACAGGAGCAGCCGCUGGUCGACUACAGGCGGCUGGUGUUCAUCAGCUCGGAUUCGUCCUCGGGAAGGGAAGAAGACGACGCUGACAGCAGUUGCUCGAGUUCCUCGUUUUUGAACGGUUUGCCGCGCGCAGGCAGCCGUACGCAGUCGUUGGAGGAUUGCGACUGGGAUUAUUUCGAGAGUGGGUCUCUGCCGCUGCCUGCCGGAGUUCCGGUUGCCAUAAGCACGAACAACGUUGGCACGGAGACGACGAGCGCGGCUCAGGAUUGGAGCUGUUGUCCUGGACGCGGGUCCACUGCCUGUCAGGAAGCUUGGAUGUUGGAUGAAAGAAUCUAUUAUCAAUUUCGUCGUUGCAAGGUAGCUUGGAUAGUGGAUGACGAUAUUUAUUAUCUCUAUCAUCGUUUUAAGGCCUGUGGAGGUUCUCGAGGAGCAAACGUAUUACCAGUACCAGUACCAAUUCCAGUUCCAGUCCCAUAUCCGGUCCCAGUCCCGGCAUCCCUGUGGACCAGCGACUUUGCAGCAGCCGCAUCCUCCAUGAUAAGUCGCAGCGGCGAUGCCCACUCAGAGCCAGGAACACUGAGGUUGAGAGGCGACCCAGCUGCACCCUGGUUCGCCUGGCACCCACGAUUCAACCAACCCUUGCACGGUUCCAGACUCGAUCCAAGGUUGACCAACGUGUUCGACCCCGCUACACUAGGUUCCUUCACGCCCGACCAAGUGUUGUACUCGACCAUCGAACCAUCCUCCAUACCGACCACCGAAGAGCUUCGUCAACGAAUGACCAACCUGCGCAUCAAUCGAGACGAGAGCGACGAUGCUGCGAACACGAAAUCCGUGGAAACGAGGCAAGAGGCCGCUUUGCUGGAUGUUUCGAGCGAGUUGAAAGUUGUUGACCAAUUAUCCACCGAUGUACAGAUAAAUAAGGAUAAAUUGGACGAGUCGAAGAAGGGAGGAAGCGAUGACGAGACGAAAGAAGCGAAAGAGGAUGAGGAAACGAGCUGUCAAGAUUCUGUGAGCGUCUCUUUUGAGAACAGAAGGGGGCAAAGAAUGUACGAGGACUCUGGCAGUUCUUCUGGCCGAUCCUCGGCGGACAGUAGCGAUUUGGAGGACGAUUCCUCGUCCCACAGGUUCUCCAGGGUGUUCGUUGUGAACGACGAUUCACUCACGAGCGACAAUGACAUUGAAGAUAAUGGAGACGAGGACGAAGACUCUGAUUCCGCUGCCGAGGACGGUAUCACUUUGAAGAGAGUCACGGCUCUUCCCGACGAAGAACCUGUGGUCCUCCAGUACGUUAGAUUCUUCAACGAGGACACGAAUUUUGAGAAUGCGAAUGGGGAAGAUUCGGAGAAGGAUAGAACGAGAUCCAACCGCAAGGAUGACAGCUUGGAGAUGAAAGAUACGUCUGAACGAGAUGGGAAUGUUAAUGAGAAACGUAGAUCUCGAGGUAGAAGGCAUAAUUUAGAAAUAAGCGAUAAGAGGAUUUCUUUGUCGUUGCAGCAACGAGAGAUGCCCGAGGAAAUGUACAUAGCGAGUGACAACGAUUGUUCAGAGAGUCAGAUCGAGUUAAAAUCUAUAAAAAGUUUGGAUCCUGACAGCAUAGAACCUGUUAUAUUCGAUAAUUCUACCGAGAGCGUUGUAGAAAGGGCAGAGACAGUUAUGGAAGAAAAUAACCUAAAAAUCGUCGAGGUUCCCUUACAAGAUGAAACAGAAUCUAAUAAUGAAAAUAAUUUGGAUAAUCAAACGCAAUUGUCAUCCACCGAUACCUGGGACUCUAACAUAAUUCCAGACUCGUUGGAGGUCUCCGCACAGGAAAUCGUGAACGACAACGAGGAGAGUCCGAAGUUUCACGCCUCAAGAAUCGAAAAUCACAUUAAUUCCGAAGAUAAUAACAAUCAUUUUGAAACAAUAAUCGGUAAUUCUAAAAUAAUCAAUGAUAAUCAUUCGUGCGCACCAACUGAUUCAAAUUUAAAUAUAACGGAAAAUUCUUUAGGAUGCGAGAGUUUCACCAGCAACGAAACGAACACGACAGGCAGCGAGAUAAGCAGCGACGAGCUUCACGAGUACGAGGUUACAUCGUCAAACGCCAUCUUUUUCGAAAACAACGAUUUACUGUCACGAUUGAACAAAAGUAACGAAGAAAGGACAUCGUGGCUGAAUCAACAACAAAGCAACAACAAGAAUGCCAAUUACGAGGAAUCCGGCAUCGCGGCAUCGAACAGCGCGAGAUGGAGGGAGCAAUUAUUAUCGCAAGUCGAGGGAACAAUCGUUGAGCAACCUUUGGAGGUUAUCGAUACCGUGACCGAGAUCGAUUCAUUACCAAUCGCCACGGAGGAUGAUCGAUCGAGCCGAACUGCAUCCAAAGAUGGCGCGACAGGAGACGACGACACAGAGUCAAAAUCAGACUCGAACGUGGGCAAGAUCGAAACAACGGUGGACAAGAUACAAGAAACGUUGAGCGCAGGUAAAGCGGAUAAUGCGCAUGACAGCACGGUGAGAGGCGAGUGUUCUGCCUCUGGUCAGGUAGUAGGAGAAGUGGGAGGUGGAGGUGGUGAAGGUGGUGGUAGUGGUGGUGGUAGUAGCGGCGUGGAAGAGGGGAUAGAAGGGGUUUCGACACGGUUUCUCUCAGUCGAGCGACGCCCGUCCAUUGGAAAGGAGAAUGGAUUCCCCGCUGCUGCGUCGACCAAGGAUUCUAACAUCAGAGACAACAGUUUUGUUCACCAAUACUCGCCAACGACGGCCAACAACAGCAACAAGUACAGAAGCCUCGUGAUGAUCACCCAGGAAGCAUCGUACCAGCCGGUGAGCGUGAUCACCUCGGAUACGACAACCUUGUUGCAGCCGGAUGAAGUGCACCAGGCUAGCCAGGGCCUGGCUGGCUAUUUCCAGCUGGCAUUGGAGGCCGUCUCGGAGCAACCGCAUCGCAAGAAUGGCCAGGGACCGAGGAAACCGUUGAUGGUGAAGCGUUUGGCCAGUGUGACUGCGAAUCAUUCGGAAACGGAGGUAGACAGCGGGCUGAGUGUUGGUAGUGCUAGUGAAAGCGACGAUGUUUCGGUGAAAAAUUCGGCGAAAAUUGGUAACAAAGUGGAGAGCAACGAGGAAAACGUUGGCAAAGAGCGUUUGGUUGGUAAUGAGCAUCGUGAAGGCACAAGGACACGUGUCUCGUCGCAGUCCAGCGAUGAAAAUUCUGCUGGCGGUGGGGUGGUGAUCUUGGAGGAAGGCCUGGCUGACGAUGAUUCAUGGGUGGAAGAGGUUUCUCACGACGAGGAUGAGCCUGGAGCUACGACGGCCACCGAGGAAAGCUCUGAGGAUGAAGCCAAUAAUCUUGGGGAUAGGGAAGAGGAACUUCGUGGCUAUCAUAGGCAGGCUAUCGACUUCACUUUGCACACCAUCGUGGAGGAAUCUUGCGAGGAGAGCGAAGCUGAGCCCAGUUUGGCCGCUGGCAGUCCAUCCAAGAAGCAGAGACCUCCGUCGGCCUCUGAACUGGAGAAGUACUUCUUCUUUGGCCUUGGUGGUGAUGGAAAUAAUUCAAGCAUGGGUUCACGCGAGGUGGACAGUCUUUCAGAGACUUCGUCCAUUUAUUCGGAGGGUUUGGAGUCACUUGGACAGGACGAGGCUCCAGGAAAUGGACAGAGUCAGGAGAGGUCGAAUUCUGGAGAGGGAUUUUUGAAUUCAUCCAGAUUGGAAAAAUACUUUUUGUCGGAAUUUCUAGGGUUCGAUCAAGACAGGAGAGAUUCGGAUGGUUCCGUAGGAAGUGAUUCUGAAGGAAGACCCAGUCCAGAGGCACAGAGAAGGAAGAAGCUGGUUCGCGCGAGAGGUACCGGUAGAUCGCACAGUUCUUCCUUGGAUAAUUUACUCGCUCUUACUCAAAGUUCGCAGAACUUGAGCUCGCAGAACUCUCUUCAGGAUUUGAGCUUGAAUCAGGAUGCGCAAGAGACGCAAUCAGAAGGCUCGUCCACGGAGACUGAUGGAGCAGAUGAUGGACAAACCGCGGCCUUUGGAACGGAUGGACAAUUUGACACUGUGAAACGGAAGAAGAAGAAGCCUAGAAAUCUAGGCACGCAGAGUCCACGUGUUCCUGACGAUAGGAAUAAAACUCCUGAGCCUAACAGAGAAAUGGUGUUGGUUGGAGAAGUAGUGAUGGAAAAUGACGCAGAAGCUAUUAAUUCUGAGGACUCUGAACGAGCAAAAACACCUCAACCAGAAUGUAUUUUGUCUUCUUCUUCCUCUCCAUCCGGUACCGUCAAUGCUUCUUUAACUUCAACGUCGCUUGUCGAUUCUUCCAGGAAUGUACAAAUGAGUUCAGGAGAAUCUUUGAACUACAAUCAAAGGUCGAAACAGCAGUCAAGAGAUUCUGGAUUUGUAGGUAGUUGUGACGAUCUUCUGCAACAUCAGAAAUUACCAGAGGAUGGCCAACCUGGUUCCGAAAUCAGCCAAGAGAGUGGAAAAGAUCGUUCCAAUAACGAAACUGGUGAGAAUGUUCAAGAUGCGAAUCAAAUUUCCAAUGAAGGUACCUCUGGAAUCGAGAAAGGAAACGUGGUUAAGGUAGAUCAUCAUUUGAGUCACACUGCGCUGCCUCACUUGCCAAACGCUUCUCUCUCGAGGAAGGAUAGCUUCAACAAUUGGUCCAGUGACGAGGAAACGAACUUGAUGAUGUCCAAGAUGAGACAAUUCUUCAAAACCAUGGUGGCCAAUUCGAAUGGGCAGAAUCAGAACACAACUAAUGCAAAUUCAAGCGCAGCUUCACCUGCACCCAGCCCUAGAUUAGCGGGCUAUGCAUCAAAAGCCAGAUUGUGUUCACAAAACCGUACAAAGCCACCUCAACUGGUAUAUUUUGAAAAUGAAUUGACUAGAUUAAUGAAAACAGUACCAGGAAUUCGAGACGAACAAGUAAGAGAAAUAGUCGAAUACCUUAGCUCUGAAGACACGUGGUCAGAUUCAUAUGAUAGUUCUGAUUACACUAGUUCCGACUUGGAAGGAGCAGCAGGUGGUCGCAGAUCAGCUUUACAGGAACAGAUCUCGCAGAGUUGUCAACAAAUUAUCAGCAAAUUUGACACGACGUCGGGUGACAAUCUAUUAGACAAAGAGAGAGAAGAUAAAACUGUGCCAACUCCUGGAAUUCAGCCACCCUGUUUAGGCAGAGAUACUGCGUUUGUGUAUCAGAAAUUAGUUCAGAGUUUCACAAAGAUGGCAGGUGAUGGAGUUAGUUCUGAUGCCAAUUCGACACCGCAUAGUAGUCCACCAUUGAUAGCUAAAGUGAUGCAUCAUAUAGGUAGUAGAUUGGUUGCUUUAAUGCAUGAAGUCUCUGAAGGUGGGCCAAGUGUGCAGCAUCACUCCACUAGUUGGAGACGUUAUUCUCAACAUCACAGAACACCUUCCUCAGCUUCUACCACUGAAGAUGAUGAUUCCACUUCAGAUUCUACUAAUGCACCUUCGUCGACGCAUUUGCAGUUACCCAGAUCAAAAUCUCAUGAUCCUUUACUGUUGAUUAAUAGUCAUCCAGCAGCUUCCACUGGACAAGAGGGAGAGGAACGAGAAGCUAGUGAUUAUGAGAGGUUCUCUUGGAGAGGCAGCUUUGAAUCAGCGCUAAUGGCUGCUGAUUCUAGGACGAAAUUAAGCCUUUUGGCUUGUUCUGGAGAUAGUGUCGGUGCUAGUGCUAGUGCUAAUGCCUUAGCAAUGGCAGCUAAGAGAAGAAGUGCUGGAGAUUUGUUGUUCAAUCCUAAAAGCUUUUCAAGAGAACAAUUGGACAGAGUUAGGAGCUGUGGUUCCAUUGGGGGUGGAAGUGGUGGUGCUGCCAGUGCUGGAUCAGUGGAAGAAAGAAUCUGGAGUAAUAGAAGAAGAUCAUCUGUUCCUGAUGCUAACACAAGAGGGGAAUCUGAUACGUCUACAGGUGACGAGGACACCGAAGACGAGCUCGAGUACAGUGGUGAAUCUCGAGCAACGACUCUUCCACGCGGAAUGCAAUCUGCCAUCACUGCUGCUACCAAUUCUUUACCACGUUUACCAGCAUCCACCGCACCUUCCGGUUUAACGACGACGUCAACCACGCCAUCAACGACAAUGCACAAAGCGCACAGUGUCUAUCAUUUUUUGCCUCAACAUUCUGGUGUGAAAUCAGCCAGAUACCGUCCUCCAGGAUUCGCGAGGAACAGCAAUGUUCCUGGUGUAUUGGGAGGACCAAAACGUGCGGUCAGUGCUCCGGGACUCCAGGUCUCGGGAUCUCAGUCUUCCAAUGGAAAACGGGACAAUUCGAGGUCGAGAAGGCAGCAGACUAUGUCUCUCACGCCUGACGAUGGAAGCAGCUUGUCAGAAGCGUGCAGCACUCCGAUCAUCGGCGCAGGAUCACGAGCAGGCUCUAGUCACACGGUGAUCGACGUGGAUGACAUGGAUUCUGGAUUGCAUUCUGGACACCUUGCCACUCGGGCAUCCUUGUCCAGUCUUGGAGCACGUUCAGAUUCGAUGGCGUCGGUUUAUAGCGGUGCUGGUGAGGGACGGUGCUGUCGCUCGGUGGUCGUCACUGGAGAAGUCGAAUUCGCGUUGCAAUAUGAUUAUAAACAUCUAACGUUCGAAGUGCACGUAACGAAAUGCAAAAAUCUAGCACCCGUUGACGUAAAACGCAAACGUUCAGAUCCAUACGUGAAAGUGUAUUUAUUACCUGACAAAUCAAAGAGCGGGAAACGAAAGACGAAAGUGAAGAAGCACACACUGAAUCCUGAAUUUAACGAGACAUUGAAGUUCCAUAUGAGUCUGAGCGGCCUAGAGACCAGAACAUUAUGGCUGACUGUUUGGCAUUCAGACAUGUUUGGACGCAACGAUUUCCUCGGCGAGGUUCGAAUGCCCUUGGAGAACAAAAUCUUCGAUGAUCCUACGCCCAAAUGGUAUCCUCUUCAAGAACGAACAGAACCGUUCGAUGACCCUGUUGCAUACAAAGGCGAGGUGAUCGUCGGUUUGAAGUUCGUGCCACCGGAUCCUACGCAACAGGAACGUGAUCGAGAAGCAGGAUCAGAACGUGGUACCUCUAAGUCUAAGAAGAAUAUGAGCCGUGGCGCGUUACACGUGCUCGUAAAGGAAGCUAGAAAUUUGCAAACCAGGGCAAAGAAUUCAGGAACGUGUGAUCCAUUCUGUAAAAGUUACUUAUUACCUGACAAAGGUCGCUCAGGAAAACAAAAGACUGGAGUAGUUCGCAGAUCUGGUGGUUCACCAGUAUGGGGUCACACUUUCAUUUACAAAGAUGUGAGUCUUCAAGAAUUAGCAGAACGUGGACUGGAAUUAACAGUCUGGGAUCACGAUCGUAUUGCCAGCAACGAAUUUUUAGGAGGUGUUCGAUUUAAUCUUGGCACAGGAAAACAUUAUGGAAAACCAGUAGAUUGGAUGGACGCAACCGGUCGAGAAUUAUCCCUUUGGCAAAGCAUGCUUGAGAGGCCGAAUUUCUGGGUGGAGGGUGCCGUGACUUUGAGGCCAAAUUUGCAUAAUCAUGGGAAAAACAGCAACACCUAAUCAUUAUGUAUCGUCUCAGUGAUUUCUUUUGUACUUAAAUGACACUCGAGUGUUCACUCGUGGACCUUGUUAGUUCCAUCUCAAAGAAGCUCGUUACGCUUCGGCCUAGUUUAACUUCAAACGCAAAUAUGUAUUAUGUGUCAGUGUAAGCGGACCACAUUCGUCUAAUAAUUUCGAAAUGCAACUUUCGAAAAAAAAAAAAAAAAUAUGAGUGCCUUUGGGGCCGAUGUAAACGCAUUGUAAUCCUGUCCACAGGGCACAGUCUAUCAUUUAGACUCUAAAUUCUCGAGAAUUCAAUAGAAAGUGAUCGUGAUUGUGAGGUAUUAACCUCUGAAAAAGAUCCAAGAAAUCAAAUCUUGGUCAUGAAAAUUAAUAUUUACCUUAUUACCGGUCCAGUUUACUUUGUAAAUGAUCAUAGCUGAUAUAAUUAGAAUUUUUAAUCUGUAGCUUCCGUUUGCUUCUGAUAAGUUUACUUUGUAGGUAUUUUGUUUGCAAUUUCUUUUUUUUUUUUUUUUCUUUUCUGCUGUAUGAAAAAUCGUACUAUAUAUGAUUUUUUUUCAAGUGAAUUUCUUUUUAAUUUCUUUUUUGAUUAUAUUUUCUCGUUUUCUUUUGUUUUUCCUUCAUUAAUUUCCUUUUCUUUCAUCAUAUAUAUAUAUAUAUAUAUAUAUAUUAUAUAUUAUUACAGAGCAAAGAAAGUCCUAGCCAGAUGAUCAAUGGAACAUUGAUACGGACACGCAAAAUUCGUGCAAUAUAAUGUACCGUAAAAAGAUGUUUGAUUCUUCUCGUUGAUUAUACAAUUUUUAAAUGAUAAAGAAAGAAAAUUUUUAAAACGGACAUCCGUCCAAUCAUAAGGCGAGAUUGAUUAUUGAACAUCAUGCAUGAAAAUUCUUCAUGGUCAGUCGUAUUAUUAUAAUUUUAAUAGACACGGCCUCGUUCCAAACGUACAUUUUUGGGAAACAUUCGUCGAUCGCAGCAAUAAGAUAUUGUUAUUAAAAUCCUUCCAGAGAAAGAAAAAAAAACAUAAAACGAUAUAUAUAUAUAUAUAUUAUAUAUUAUAUAUUAUAUAUUAUAUUUUACGAAGUAAAUUUUACUUUAUAUUAAUUCAAGGACAAAAGGUUCCAGCGUUUGGAACGUGGCUUGCAUUGUGGACACUUUCCUUUCUUGGAGAGAAAGAUGCUUCCAGUGUGUACAAUACUCGAAACGAUUUCUCGCGCUGAGUUGCCAGAGACCGAUGGAAUGGUGUAUUUAAGCAAUUAAAUAUGACCGAUUCCUAUUAAAUAUAUUCAUAUAAAUAUUAUAUUUAUACAUUCACAAUAAGAUUACACAAUAUAAGAUAGACCAUGGGGCUUUGGAUCAUUAUCAACGGAAGGAAUUCUUAACAAAAAAAAAAAAAAAAAAAGUAAAAAAAAAAAAAUAAAAAAAUAUCAGUGUUUUGAGAUAAAAA
Molecule: messenger RNA, 12012 nt
Organism: Apis laboriosa (Himalayan honeybee)
Lineage: Eukaryota; Metazoa; Arthropoda; Insecta; Hymenoptera; Apidae
Exons: 20
Coding region: 552-10568 (3338 amino acids)
Biological process (GO): exocytosis
Cellular component (GO): exocytic vesicle; plasma membrane
Molecular function (GO): neurexin family protein binding
Source: RefSeq, a predicted model, not a curated record